This is a messenger RNA of Colossoma macropomum (tambaqui), 3008 nucleotides long. Its product is annotated as tyrosine-protein kinase receptor TYRO3. Lineage: Eukaryota; Metazoa; Chordata; Actinopteri; Characiformes; Serrasalmidae. Gene Ontology annotation, biological process: protein phosphorylation; axon guidance; cell surface receptor protein tyrosine kinase signaling pathway. The coding region runs from base 167 to 2812 and encodes 881 amino acids. Gene Ontology annotation, molecular function: transmembrane-ephrin receptor activity; protein binding; ATP binding. The transcript has 15 exons. Gene Ontology annotation, cellular component: plasma membrane; neuron projection. The record is from RefSeq and is a predicted model, not a curated record.
UUUCCUCUGAAACGUCAAUACGCUGUGAAAGUGCUGAAACAGCCACAACGUAAAGAAGAGUUAAAGCGCAGAAGGAUGUAUUAGGCUCUGCCCCUCGUGGGUCAGCCUACUGUCUGAGAAGGUGUCUGCACUGUUUUCAUGACGGGACACAGCCAGCCUCGGGGACAUGGCGCUCCUCAUCUGUUUACUGUCGCUGUCCUUCAUUUCUGUGACAUUUUUGGCAAAGUCCGCGCAACCGACCCCGAUUCAAGAAGAGAUAUUGGAUUCUACUUCUCAGGGAAGACUACAAUGGACUUCCAUACCAAAGAAAGCUUGGCAAGAAACGAAGCUGAAACUCGGACAGGGUUCGGCACACCUGGUCUAUCAAGGCUGUGAAAAUAAAUUUACUAACCAACCAAAAACAUUGUGGACUACAUGGUUUCCAAAGAAAAAUGCCCAUGAGGUCCUGUUAAACUUGCAGUUCACUCAAAAUGACCAAACACCCAUUACUGUCCUGUUACUAGAGGCUGAUGAACCUGUGGACAGUUUUGACUUGGAACAGCGGAGGCAGGAAGUUGUAGCUCCAAGUGCAUUUCAAACAGCUAAACAUGUGGAGGAACACUUGUACACUCAGGACCUGAAUUUGGGAAAGAUCUCCAGAAAGGGCUUCUAUCUGGGCUUCUCCUACAGUGGAUCGUGCGUGUUUCUUUCCUCGGUGCGCCUCUUCUACUUGAGAUGUCCAGGAUUUACAAUGAACCAGACUAGUUUUAGGGAAGUGUCAGCAGGAUCAGGACUGAGCAGAGGCCAGUGUGUGGAUGGUGCUGAAGAGAUUUCCACCCCAGAGAUGGAGUGUCUGUCAAAUGGAACAUGGAGUGGUCUGCAAGGAUCUUGUGUCUGCAGAGCAGGUUAUCAGGCCGAAGGGAACAUUUGUAAAGCAUGUAGGAUUGGCAGCUACAAACCUCUCAGAGGUAGCGGUGAAUGCCAGUCAUGCCCGCCCAACAGCAAAACACACUCAGAAGGUGCCUCAAAGUGUGAUUGUGAAGAGGGAUAUAACCGUCUGCAGGAUGACCCACCACAUCUAGGCUGUGCAAGACCCCCAUCAGCACCUCGCAACUUAACCGUCCAUCAUUUGGGUGACACAAUGCUGAUUGUGAACUGGGCUGCUCCUGCAGACCUGGGUGGAAGACAGAAAGUGAUGUAUGAUGUGGGGUGCAAACAGAACACAGGGCAGACUCAUGAUAUGUGGGUUCAGUGUGGGGAUUCUGUGAUCAUUCUUCCACAGUCCACUGGACUGACUGAGACAGUGGCCAACAUUACUGGACUGCAUCGUCACGUGAGCUACCAGAUCUUCGUCAGGGCACACAACCAACUAUCUGCUGAACAUGGCAGCUCUGGAUCUGUACAGUCCAUUACUGUGUGGAAGACUCCAGUAGUAAUCUCUCCUGCUCCUGUAACAAUGGUCAGUUCCCAGCUGAAGGAGCAGCAGCAGCAGUGGCUCACGCCUCCCGUGAUUGCAGGUGUGCUGUGUGGAGCGCUGCUGCUGUUUGCUCUCAUAUCAACCGUCCUCUGCUUUCUACGCCACCGUUAUAGCAAACUCAGGGAAGAUCAAGAUGUGGAGCUCAUGCCUCUGCAGACUAGUGGCAUAUCAUACCGCCGCCCUGUGGAAUCUGAGACUGCACCUCCACAACAAACCAGCAGUUCAGUUCAGGUUUUCGGCAGUGUGGUGAGUGACAGACUGCUGUGUGGGAUCAGAGAUGUGCUGGUGGAUCGCAGCAGACUGACGCUGGGUAAAGAGCUGGGAAAAGGAGAAUUUGGGGCAGUCUAUGAAGGUGUAUUCUCCCCUCAAGAGGGAGAGAAUAUUAAAGUGGCAGUGAAGACCAUGAGAGUUGGAAUUUAUUGCCAGGAUGAUCUGCAGUCAUUUCUAAAGGAAGCUGAGAUCAUGCAGCACUUUGACCAUGAUAAUGUGGUGAAACUUCUAGGUGUCACUCUGGAGAGCGAGGAGGACUCCUCCAUUCCUGUUCCUCUAGUCAUCCUGCCCUUUCUAAAACAUGGAGAUCUGCGGCGGUUUCUUAUAGCCACUCGCUACGGUGACAUUCCUAUGUUUGUGCCUCAUCAGAGCCUGCUGCGCUUCAUGGUCGACAUUGCCACGGGCAUGGAAUAUCUCAGCUCCAAGGGCUUCCUGCACAGAGAUUUGGCAGCACGCAACUGCAUGUUGGGAGAUGAUCUGCGUGUACGUGUUGCUGACUUUGGCUUGUCCAAGCAGAUCAUCAGCAGUGACUAUUACAGGCAGAAGGUUGCGAUCCGAAUGCCAAUAAAGUGGAUGGCCAUAGAGAGCCUUUCUGAGUCCAUCUACACCAGCAAGAGUGAUGUGUGGUCAUUUGGAGUGACCAUGUGGGAGAUCGUAUCCCGGGGGAGAACUCCCUACCCUGGCAUUUCCAACCACGAACUCCUGGAGAUGCUGGACGGAGGCUAUCGACUCAAACAGGGCGAAUGUGACGACAAAUUAUAUGAGGUGAUGCUGAGCUGCUGGCACAGAGAGCCCUCUCAGCGGCCGUGUUUUUCAGAGCUGGCUCAGACACUGAAAGCUCUUCUGUCUGAGCUUCCGCCGCUGGAGGCCAGUAUGGAGGCCCACUACAUCAACCAGGGUCUGGAGGCAGCCAACGCAAACCUGAGCAGCGCUGCAGAACCGGUGCCUGAAGGAGCCGUGGGGAACCUUUACCUGCCCGCCCCAGUCAGCUGUGCAACCACUCCAAAUAAGGAUGACAGGAUGAAAGAGAAAGAGGAGGAAGAAGAAGAAGAGGGAUAUCUGGUGUGCAAUAAAAACACAAAGUAGACCGCAAUGGAGCAAUGAGAGAACCAUUCAGCAGAUGGUUCUUUAAAGAACUAUUUUUGUAAAUGAGAUGUGUGAGUGUGAAGAAACAUUCCAGGAACUUUUAUUUUAAAUGUAGGCUGAUGUGUAUAUAAGUAUGUGUGGAUGUUUUUUUUAUCUGUGGUUGUUAAAUGCACAAAAAUAAGAGCAUAUAUUUUUA